This is a messenger RNA of Solanum lycopersicum (tomato), 663 nucleotides long. RefSeq lists its product as uncharacterized. Lineage: Eukaryota; Viridiplantae; Streptophyta; Magnoliopsida; Solanales; Solanaceae. The record is from RefSeq and is a predicted model, not a curated record.
AAAUCUUCAAUUUUUGCGGGUUAAAGUUCAUCUCUUUCGUUCCUUGCAAAACCCUAACAAUGGCGAGACCUCCUCCUCAUGUCGCUUGUCCAGAUUGCAAUGGAGAUCCUCCUUGUUCCGAUUGCGGUAGAUGUAUUCACAAUCAAUUUUUGGAAUCUGAAUUGGAAAAAUGGUUUCAGAAUCUUAAGAUUCAUGAAGGGAGAAAAAUUGAGGCUCAAGACCCAGAAAUUGAGCGUCUUGACAGACUAAUUGAGUCUCGAGGCAGAGAAAUUGAGCGUCUUCACAGACAAUGGACUCAUCUGGUUACUGACUUUGCUAAGAAGGUGCCUUGUGAAAUAGACAAGGAGGAGCUUGCUGAAAUAGCUAAGAGGCCCUGUUCUAUGGAAAGCGGGAAGCAGCUUCUUGAAAUACUUAAGAAGCAUUUUCCUGAAUGGCGAAAUGCAGGAGGCUUCAUGGAAUCGUAGGAGCACACUGACGUUCAUCAUCAGGGAAGUCGUGGAAACGAAGCCUCUGCAUAAUUCAACUAUUUUUUCAUUGAUAGCACAUUAGUUAGAGCGUUGAGUAUUUACAACUUACUACUAAGUUUACUUCUCUUUGUGACUUAUAAACACUGGUAGUCCUCUUACCAAUGGUUAAUGCAAUCUUUUUGUGUUUUUCUCUUUA